CGCGGGACACGGCGGCGGGGAGCGGGCGGCCUCAGCUCGCAGCGGAGCGGUGGCGGCGGCCGGGCGCACCAUGGACUCGGCCCUGGAGGGGUACGAGCUCAACGGUGACCUGUGGCCAGACUCGCCCGGCGCCCCGGACGCCCGGAUUCCAGGCUGACAGGGUCCUCGCCACCUUCUAAAAGGUGACGUGGCCGCAGGGUCACCAGAGGCCAGUGCUGAGCCCACAGGAAGUGGGUGUGCCCAGCCCACAGCCAGCUGCCUCCGGAAACACCCCCUCUGUCCUCCACCAGACUUCCUGCCUGGAGCAGGUCUUGGUAGGAGGUUCCAGGGAGGCUCCUGGCAGCUGGGGAGGCAGGCAGCGGUUCCUAUGGGCGUGUACAUAUGUCCCUCGCGCUGGGGCCGCAGCGGGCCCAUCAACGUGAACCACUACGCCAACAAGAAGAGCGCGGCCGAGAGCAUGCUGGACAUCGCCCUGCUCAUGGCCAACGCCUCCCAGCUCAAGGCCGUCAUCGACCAGGGCCCCAGCUUCGGCUUCUUCGCGCCCCUCGUGGCCCUCAUCUCCAUCUCCCUGGUGCUGCAGAUCAGUGUGGGCGUGCUGCUCAUCUUCCUGGUCAGGUACGACCUCAACAACCCAGCCAAGCACGCCAAGCUGGACUUCCUCAACAACCUGGCCACCGGCCUGGUCUUCAUCAUCGUGGUGGUCAACAUCUUCAUCACGGCCUUUGGCGUGCAGAGGCCCGCGGCGGACCUGGCACCGCGGCAGUAGGCCGGUGCCCAGCCGACACCACCACAGCCACUCGGACCCCAGGAGCGGCCUCAGCCGUGGGCCCCGCCUGGGCACUGCACCCUGAGAACGCCAGAGCCAGGACCGGGCUGGACGACACUCACCAGUGAGCCCUGCUCCACCCGCGGCUCCUCCCCCUGAAGCAGGGGCAGCGAGGCCAGAGGAGGAACGACCCCAAGGAGGGCCGUGGCCACAGACACGCGGCAGGCCGAGGAGGGCGGCCAGGCCAGGGACAUUGUCUUGGGACAUUUCCA
Messenger RNA from Pipistrellus kuhlii (Kuhl's pipistrelle), 1038 nucleotides. RefSeq names its product ninjurin 1 (gene NINJ1). Gene Ontology annotation, cellular component: membrane. The record is from RefSeq and is a predicted model, not a curated record. Gene Ontology annotation, biological process: tissue regeneration; cell adhesion. The coding region runs from base 368 to 766 and encodes 132 amino acids. The transcript has 6 exons. NCBI's taxonomy places the organism in Eukaryota, Metazoa, Chordata, Mammalia, Chiroptera, Vespertilionidae.